This is a messenger RNA of Synchytrium microbalum, 1767 nucleotides long. RefSeq lists its product as uncharacterized. Gene Ontology annotation, cellular component: autophagosome; cytoplasm. Lineage: Eukaryota; Fungi; Chytridiomycota; Chytridiomycetes; Synchytriales; Synchytriaceae. Bases 1 to 1767 code for a protein of 588 amino acids. Gene Ontology annotation, molecular function: protein serine/threonine kinase activity; ATP binding. Gene Ontology annotation, biological process: autophagy; autophagosome organization; peptidyl-serine phosphorylation. The transcript has 6 exons. The record is from RefSeq and is a predicted model, not a curated record.
AUGGCAUUCCAGGAUAAGAAACAAUCCCGAAGACAGUUUGUCGACUUGGAACUGCCUGAUCACAACAACGACUUCACUUCUCCUACUGCUCCAUACUCUCCCUUUGUAUCUCCUCACGAUCAUCAAAAUGUCCUCGGUUCUAGUAAACGCGAUCUCUGGGCGUAUGAGGAAAACUCGCUGUUUUCGACAUGGAACAAGGACAACGACAAAAAGGAUCCUGGAGUGGAUGCACCACCAAAAGCUUCUAAAAACAGUAUAUUCGACACACCGCAGACUAUCAUGAAGCCUGCUUUGAAAAUGACGGAGCAGGAAUUAGCAGAGUUGAGGUCCGGUCAAGUACCCUCAACACAAUCGCAAUCUUCAGAACCAUACUCGUACGAGCCAUCUCGCACUUCUAUAACAGUACCUGUAACACGGCAGGUCCAUGUAGACGACAGCCACGGCGACUUGAAGAGUCUGCAUACCAACAAUACCACAGCAGCAUCAUCAAUACAGCCCAAGCCACUAUCCGUACUACUCCCUUCUACGACUGGACUACAAAAAGCAACACACUUGCCCCCGACUGAACAGCAACCGCAACAAUCAUCAUAUUCUUCUGCCACAUCUGUAACAAACCCAGCGCUGUCGGAUGAUUUACAACUCAUGUUCUUUCCUAUACGCAAGAAUUUCUUGGGAGAGGGCCGUUACGCUCAGGUAUUCUUGGGCUCAUAUAAUAUAAUAGAUCGUCAAAAGUCAAUGCUUGCCAGCUCUUGGGAAGAGAAUGAUCCAUUACCGUGUGCCGUCAAACGAUAUCAUGCUACUAGUGAAUCACAGGCUGUCGGAUUAGCAGAGUUGUUUAUACUAAGACGAUUGCAGGAAGCGAAUCAUCCAAAUCUGAUUGGUUUAAUAGGAGCCAAGGACGAGGGCACGGAAUUGGAAACUCCUGGAACUGUUACAAAGCCGAGACAACGUACCAGCUUCUCGAAUAUUCAAAGACCACCAGAGGGCACUAUAGGGGAUCCUUCGCCGCGUUUGCUUCUUGUAUUGGAACUAUGCAGCGGAGGUACUCUAUAUGGAUUCAUCAGGAAGAAUCCUACCAAAAUUGGUAGGCGAGUUUGGAUGAAGUUUGCUCGACAACUGGCCAGUGCUUUAGCUUGUAUACAUGGCCAGGGGCUUAUUCAUCAUGAUAUCAAGCCACAUAAUUGCUUGCUGACUGAUGUGUUAGACUUGAAACUCGCCGAUUUUGGUAAUGCUGCCUUUGUCGAUGAUGGAAAUAUGCCAACACUGACAAUAGAGAGAGGACGACAACUUGACUCACCAUCACGAGAGCAUCUAACUCCAUCACCUAUUGGAUCGUCUCCGACACGAUCUUCGGCGGGAUUUUCGUCUACGAUUGAUGGCGUGCUUAGAGGUACUCAGCCGUAUUCAGCACCAGAACUGUUUUCUCAAGGAGAAUAUAGCUUUCCGAUCGACGUGUACAGUGUUGGUGUCACCUUAUUCUUUUGUAUCAAUGGAGUAGAUCCUUUCUCGACAGCUAGAACGUCAAUGUCGCUAAUCAUGUCGAUCAAAAAGGGAUUCUUCGAGUCAGGAUUGCAACGCGAUGUAGGUCCUGAAGGUCCUUUGAUCGGAGGGUCACAGGGUCUGAGAUUCUCGAACGGGGAGCUCGUAUCUCAAGAUAUAGCAAAUGUCAUUAUCAGCUGUGUUAGCCGAGACCCUGCUAGUCGACCAACAGCAGUUGAACUGAUCCGCAGAUUGGAGACCAUUGAUAAUUACACCCCAGUGGUCUGA